Molecule: messenger RNA, 432 nt
Organism: Fusarium coffeatum
Lineage: Eukaryota; Fungi; Ascomycota; Sordariomycetes; Hypocreales; Nectriaceae
Exons: 3
Coding region: 1-432 (143 amino acids)
Biological process (GO): attachment of spindle microtubules to kinetochore; mitotic cell cycle
Cellular component (GO): mitotic spindle pole body; mitotic spindle; mitotic spindle midzone
Source: RefSeq, a predicted model, not a curated record
AUGUCCUACCCGACGCGACCGAUAUCCUCGCAUAUGCGCGCACCGAGUGCUUCAGCAUCUUCAAGCGGACAAUCACCAGCACUAUUAGCGCGGAUCGAAGAAAAGAAGGCCGAACUCGAAAAUCUUAAAGAGCUCCGAGAGCUCAGCGCUGCGGUCGCAACACAAAUGGAAGCUUUGGAACAAAAGCUCUCAACACUAUCUGAUGGGACAGAAGCAAUUGCGGCGGUCGUUGGCAACUGGCAUAAUGUUCUACGUGCCAUCAACAUGGCUUCUUCCAAACUCGCAAAAACAGCAGCAGACCCUACACAAGCAUCUGAAGAUUCGGCGGGGCCACUUCCUCAGACUCUAGUUCGAAUCCCAACAGAACAUGCGCCAGCAUUACAGGCUCAGGCAGAGGCCGCUGAAGCUGCCGCCGAAGAAGAGCAGUCAUGA